AUCAACUAAUCAACUGUCUGCCUUAACUGACACGUGGAUUCUUGGGGGUCUAUAUAUCAGUACCACCAUCUCCCAUAUCUCUCUCACACCCAAGGCCGAGUAGUUAUCUUGUUGUCAGCUCUUGGUCCUCCUGAAUUGUGCGUGCUAUUGGAAGUUAGAAACCCUUACUCUUGAAUUUCUUUUCUUGGCGAUUUCAAUUGUUUUAGUUAUUUGAAAGAAAGGGUUCUAAGAGCAACAAGAAACAUGGCAGAUGAUAGCACAGCUACCUGUGUAGAUAUCCUCUUAGCCAUAAUCUUGCCUCCUCUUGGAGUCUUCCUCAAGUAUGGUUGCGAGGUGGAGUUUUGGAUCUGUCUUGUACUGACCCUCUUUGGCUACAUCCCUGGUAUCAUUUAUGCUGUCUAUGCCAUCACCAAGAAGUGAUCCAAUUCCAUCUUCUGCAACUGUGGAGACGCAAUGAAGAGGUGUAAGGUGGUGAUUGGGUGUAGGAUUCUUGCUUCGAUGUGUGUCGGUUGUGCCAUUCUUACUGUUUUUAUUUCAAUAUUUUGCUUGUGAAGUUGAUGUAAAGCUGUUUGAUUUCAUGAUUAUGAUCAUAAAUGGAGAUUGUCACGUUGUGAUAGUUGUAUGUCUCCAAAGGAAUGAUGAUGUAGUCCAUAGAUAAUAUGUGGAUUGUUUGUUAUUCAUCUAAUUAUUUAUGGAGUUAAUGACUUUUAUCAAUGUGAUGUGAAACCAUUAUUUCGCUUCUUCAA
Molecule: messenger RNA, 746 nt
Organism: Theobroma cacao (cacao)
Lineage: Eukaryota; Viridiplantae; Streptophyta; Magnoliopsida; Malvales; Malvaceae
Product: hydrophobic protein RCI2B
Cellular component (GO): membrane
Source: RefSeq, a predicted model, not a curated record